GUGGUGAAAAUGCUUCUCCUUUUGGUGACAGCCUUUGCCAUAUGUUGGACACCAUUACAGAUCCUGAACCUCUUGUUAUGGAUAUUUGAUUCGCUCCGUCAGGUCGACGAUAAAUUUCAUUACUACUUGUAUUUCGCGAUUUACUUCUCAUGCCAUUGGGUCUCGUGUUUGAGUUCAAUCAUAAACCCUAUAAUCUAUUGCUUUCUCAGCGAAAACUUUAAAUUGAAAGACUUGAUAAACAUAAUGACAUGCAAUGAAAGGCGAAACAAUGAGAGAUAUCGACAUUCGGUUGGAAACCAGAAUUCAUUGCCAGCUAUUCGUAGGAAACAAAUCCACAUUAGAUUUAACGCAAACACCGAACAAACCAUUUGAUUGACACACAAAUAAUUUGCACACAUUUUUCUUUCCCUGUAUUCCGUAUUAAUAUUUUAUUAUUUUUAUUGUAAAUGGGCAUGCUAAAUGUUUAGUUUUUCAUCAAAUAUAUAUACC
Molecule: messenger RNA, 489 nt
Organism: Oppiella nova
Lineage: Eukaryota; Metazoa; Arthropoda; Arachnida; Sarcoptiformes; Oppiidae
Source: the annotation of a GenBank genome assembly